AUGGUUGAACCGUUUUCUUUUACAGGGCCGCCGUCGAUCAUAUGGGUUGGGCGUUAUGACCCUACGCUUCCCAGACCAUGGAAGGGUUUGAUUGAUCCUUCCACAGGUUGGCUAUAUUUCUGGAACCCUGAAACCAACGUUACCCAAUAUGAAAGACCAUCGGCCCCUCUAUAUCAUCAUCAAUUUCAGCUGCAGCAAUAUCCAUAUCCAUGGCUUCCUCGUUACGACCGGCCACAACUCCAGUACUCUCACCAGUACCCAGAACCUCUCUCUACAUCUCAUGCCCCCAUAUGCGCCUCACCAUGUAUUCCGAUUGCGGUUCGAGCUCCACACCCGGUUACCGUUCCGAUCAACUACCCACGAUAUCGAUCCCUGAUUCGUGAGGAAGGUGAAGAUAGGGAUAGGAUUAGUGAGUUACCGGAUGACCUUAUUUGUCACAUACUUUCUUUUCUUCCAACAAUAACUGCCGUAAGGACAACUGUUUUGUCUAAAAGAUGGAACAAGUUGUGGACUUUUGUUCGCCAUCUAGACUUCGACUUAUAUAGAGAUCGGCCCGAUGGGCAAAAGUACCUUUUUGAGAGAUUUGUUGAAUUUGUAUUUCUCCGUCUUGUUUCACUGGACAUUGGAAAAUUUCGUCUUAGAUAUGCCUCUGCCAGCUGGGAAGGUGAUUUUUCUCAUGUUGACGAUUGGGUUUCUGUUGCCGUCUGGCGCAAUGUUGUUGAACUUGAUCUUAGAAUUUUUUAUGUUGCUAGUGGGUAUCUUUGUCGCCUACCUAAAAGUAUUUUCUGGUGCAAAACCCUCAAGGUUUUGAAACUGUGGAUAGAAGAUAUAGCUAUUCCUGAUCCUCCUACAAAAGGGUGUUUCCCAAGUCUCAAAGUCUUGCAUGUCACACUUAUAGAUCCUGAUGAUAAACUGGGAAAACUUCUUUCUUACUUCCCUGUGGUCGAAGAUUUGAGCAUACACGUACAGAUGAGGUACUCUUACAAUUUCUAUAGCAAUUUCAAUCUCAAAGUCUCUACCCCAGAACUGAAGACGUUGAAAUUAAGUAUGGAACGGGAGGAAAGGAGAAACUACGAAAUGGAACGUGAUUAUGGUGGAACCCUAAAACAGAACCAUUUUUGUGUCGAUGCCCCAAAGCUUGAAAACCUUGAUCUUGUACAGAUUCCUUUGUCAAAUUAUAUUUUAGAGAACCCAAAAUCCGUAGUCAAUGCCAGUAUUGCUUUCAAAUCCCUCGCUGAAGAAUGGUCUUCCUUUCCAGACCUUGCAUUUCAGCUUCUUACUGGAAUAUCUAAUGUUAAAUGCCUCUCUCUUUCGGAUCAUCCUUUCGAGGCUUCAAAUCUCCCUGUUUUUGGUAAUUUGAACCAAUUGAAGCUGGUUCUUCGUAAUUGUAGUAGCUGGGAAUUUCUAGCAGCUCUGCUCCACAGAACACCCAAUCUGGAAGAUCUAGAUCUUGUCUUGGAAGAUGAACUCUUAUUUUAUGCUCAGAGAACCGGAGGCGAGAAAGAUUAUCCAGAACUCCAAUGGACUCCACCGGAGCUUGUGCCCAACUGUUUGUCAUCACACCUCAAGACUAUCUCCAUAAGAGGAUUCAAGGGUCUACAAUUUGAAAUGAAAGUAGUAAAAUACAUGUUAUUGAAUGGUUGUCAUUUGAAUAAGAUGACAAUUUAUACAAGUAUGUUAGAGAAGGAAGAGGAGUACUGCAGAGAUCUUUUGAGCUUUCAAAGGGUAAUGACUUGUCAAGUGGAAUUUAGGGAGAUGCAAUUUUAG
Rosa rugosa (rugosa rose) is the source of this 1767-nucleotide messenger RNA. Its product is annotated as F-box/FBD/LRR-repeat protein At5g56420-like. The transcript has 3 exons. Gene Ontology annotation, molecular function: protein binding. Lineage: Eukaryota; Viridiplantae; Streptophyta; Magnoliopsida; Rosales; Rosaceae. Bases 1 to 1767 code for a protein of 588 amino acids. The record is from RefSeq and is a predicted model, not a curated record.